AUGCUCGUUAUUUACCAGCUAACCGUGCUUCUAUGUCUUGAGCCCGCGAUGGCGGAGAAGCCGAAUACUAAUGCUACAGCCCGCGUUGCCGAGGAUUACAAGGCACAAAGUUUCCGAACUUUAGCAGACAAGGGUUACAUUGUGGUCAGCGCCGAUGGCAUGGGUACAAACUGGCGAUCCAAGCCAUUUCACGAUGUAUGCUACAACAUCAAGGAUGCCGAUCGCAUCGCUUGGAUGCGCGCCGCCGCCCGCAUCGCGCCCGUCGUUUUUUAA
Cordyceps militaris CM01 is the source of this 273-nucleotide messenger RNA. RefSeq lists its product as uncharacterized. The coding region runs from base 1 to 273 and encodes 90 amino acids. The transcript is spliced from 2 exons. The record is from RefSeq and is a predicted model, not a curated record. Lineage: Eukaryota; Fungi; Ascomycota; Sordariomycetes; Hypocreales; Cordycipitaceae.